This is a messenger RNA of Copidosoma floridanum, 4870 nucleotides long. It is a transcript of the gene if, whose product is annotated as integrin subunit alpha inflated. Gene Ontology annotation, cellular component: external side of plasma membrane; integrin complex. Gene Ontology annotation, molecular function: integrin binding. The record is from RefSeq and is a predicted model, not a curated record. Lineage: Eukaryota; Metazoa; Arthropoda; Insecta; Hymenoptera; Encyrtidae. Gene Ontology annotation, biological process: cell-matrix adhesion; integrin-mediated signaling pathway; cell adhesion mediated by integrin.
CGCUCGCGCUCUUGACUCAGUCCUCGAGUCUCCUGAAUUAAGUAAUCCAGUGAAAAAAAUAUGACACAUUUAUAAAUAAAUGUUGACCCGUAGGCUAUAGAUUUGCGGACAGUGCGCGCGUGUGUUUCGGGUAACUCGAAAGUUUUGGCAAAAAUCGUUCUAUUUUGUGGCGAAAAAGGUGCAUUUAAAAACCCAUCAAAGUCGUGACAUGAAUACGAUCGUCGAGCGGCAAAAAUAGCGCAAUAAAUCCACCGUACCGUGUACAUUUAAAUUAUCCAGGCAUCGGAAGAACUACCGGAAGCUAUCCUAUAUCUUGCGGUGCACCUCGAGUAUAUUGUAUAAUAUAGUAGGUGAUCAGUGAAUUGAUAAAAGAGAGUGAAGUACACAACACAUAGCGCUCUCGGCUCGGCAGUCUCGUCGUCGGCCUCGACGGCGUUGGCCGCGGCUGGACAGACUCGUCGAUGCCAACGAUGUACCAGGCGGGAGGCCGGGGCCAUCCUGGCUCAAGCAUGUGGAGGCUCGCCUUGGCCGGGUACUGCUGUCUGCUCGGUGUGUGCGCGUUCAACGUGGAAACCGGGCACUACACGGUCCACAGGGGCGACGUGCACUCGAUGUUCGGGUACUCGGUGGCCGAGUACAGGGACCAGAGCCACCGGGGCUGGGUCAUAGUGGGCGCCCCCCUCAACCAGACCAGCCAGCCGGGGGUGGAGCGCGGGGGCGCCGUCUUUCGGUGCGACAUCGCCGAGGACAACCGGUGCUUCCCGAUCGAGUUCGACAAGAAGGGCGCCGACUACGUCAAGGUGAACAAGCACCCCAAGCGGGCCGAGCCCAUCGACGACAAGUCGUACCAGUGGUUCGGCGCCACCCUGUCCGCGUCCAUGCUCGACGGCGGCCCCCUGCUCGCCUGCGCCCCCAAGUACCACUGGUUCGGCUACAUAAAGGCCAACUGGUCCGUGGCCGGCUUCAAGGACGUGGUCGGGGCGUGCUGGCUAACCUCGUUGACGGACGGCCACUCGACCCAGUACUCACCGUGUCGGAACAACGACACGGCCGGCCACCACAGGCAGGGCAUGUGCCAGGCCGGCAUCGGGGCGGCCAUCACCAAGGACGGCCGGAGGCUCUUUAUUGGGGCGCCGGGAAGCUGGUACUGGCAGGGCCAGCUCUUCACGAUCGAGAGCAACGUCACCCUGCCGUUCGUCCCGAUGAAGGACUCGAGGGAGGGCUAUCCUUCCUCGUACGAGCAGUCGAGCCUCCUGGCGACCAAGGAGGGCCCAGCGCACGAGGACAACAAUUACCUCGGGUAUUCCGUGAGCGUGGGCGAUUUCCUCGGGGACGGGGACAGCGGAGUGGCCGUUGGGGUGCCGAGGGCUUCGGAGCUCCUUGGGAAGGUGUUGCUGUUCACGUCGCAGCUGUUCAACCACAGGAACAUCACAGGCGAGCAGAUGGGAGCGUACUUCGGCUACGCCCUGGCGGUCAACGACAUUGACGGCGACGAUAGGGACGACCUCAUCGUGACGGCGCCGUUCUUCACUCUGCCCGAAUUCGCGGGCGAAAAAAUCGAAACCGGCCGAGUCUACGUGUUUUACCAGGGCGGCGGUGUCACGCCGUACCAGAAUUUCGACAGCAGGGACGGGAGCAGCAACAGAGGCCAGUUUGGGCUGUCGGUCGCGUCUCUGGGGGACAUGGACCUCGACGGGUACGGGGACUUUGUCGUCGGGGAGCCCUACGGGGGUCCGGAGAAUCGGGGCGCCGUUUACGUGUAUCACGGCUCGAAGGAGGGAGUCGAGGAAACAUACUCCCAAGUUAUAUACUCGGAGAGCCUCGAGCAGCCAGUCCGGACGUUUGGCUGGUCGGUCGGUGGUGGUCUCGACUUGGACAACAACGACUACCCGGAUACGGUGGUCGGCGCCUACGAGUCCAACGCGGUCAUGUACUUCAGGUCCAGACCCGUCAUCAAAAUGUUCUCCGAGAUCAAUUUCAUGUCGGAUUCGAUCAACUUGAAGGACAAAGCAUGCGUCCUGUCCGAUGGCACGACGGUCGCUUGCUCAGAGCUGAAAAUCUGUUGCAUGUACACGGGACUGGGCGCUUGGAAGCAACACGACUUCACGAUAAGCAUUUCGUUGGACGAAAAGAAGAGGAAGAACCCGCGCUUGUUCUUUUUGGACUUCGAGAGCAAGAGCACCUUGAACUGGACGGUGCCGAUAACCAAGGACCAGCCUUAUUGCAAGCAAACCAAGGUGUACGUGACUCAGCGCUUGCGGGACAAGUUGACGUCCUUGGACGCGGAGAUGAGCAUCGAGCUCGGCAAGGGCGGCGAGCACGCGGCGGGCAGUUGGAAAAAGCGCGACCCGAGGAGGCAGCUGAUGGCCAUUUUGGGACCAAAAAACACGAAAAAGCGCGACGCCCUCACGAUACAAAAGAAUUGUGGCUCGGACAACGUGUGCGUGCCGGAUUUGUCCAUCAAUGUCGUGAGGAACGUGAAAAAGUAUCUCCUGGGCUCGGGGGAGAUCCUCGAGCUGAACGUGGCCAUAAAGAACAACGCCGAGGACGCCUUUGAGUCCGUUUUCUACAUGCAGCUGCCCGUCGGCAUCGACUUCAUAAAGACCGACAGCGAGAGCGAGUCGUCCGAGAUAUUCAUCCAGUGCACGGCCCCGAGCGCCAACAGCAACAACACCCUGCGCUGCGACGUCGGCAAUCCACUGCCCGAGGGUAAACUCGUCAAGUUCAAGGUGCUCCUGCAGCCGAUCACGUUUCACGGCAUGAGGCCCUCGUACGAGCUGAGCAUGAAGGUGAACUCGACGAACCCGGAGAGGCCGGAGACCAUGGGAGACAACUUCUUCGACGUCUCCAUACCCGUGUGGAUCGAGACCGACAUAUUCGUGGAAGGCGAGAGCAAGCCCCAAGAGAUCGACUUCAACUCGGUCGACUUUGCCAACGUGGAGCCCGACCUGCUCAUGAACAACUUGGAGUACGCCCCGAGCGUCACCCACAACUACACGAUUCGCAACAACGGGCCCUCGACGGUCCUCAACAUAGCCACCUCGCUCAUCUGGACCGCCGAGACGGACGCGAACGAGGUCGUGCUGUACUUGAUCGAGCAGCCGGAGAUCAGCAAGGAGAAGGUAACCUGCGACACGGCCAACGCCGACUAUCUGAGCAUCAAGGGCAAGUCGAGUCGGAAAACGAAGAGAAGCGCCCUGGCCGACCUCCUGGGGCUACAAUCGCUCACCUCGGCCCUCUUUUCGAGCCCUUCGCUCGAGGGAGGUAGGCCGGCGCGACAAGCCGACGACGAUGACGACGAGGAGGAGGAGGAGGAGGAUGGGGAGCCCGCGAUUUUUAGGGGCGAGCCGCUGUGCGAGACGGCGCAGUGCGUCGACCUCAAGUGCCACGUGGGGCCUCUGAAGAAGGACGAGGAGGUGUCCAUAUCGGCCAAGUACCGGGUGAACGUGACGGCCCUGAGGCAGCUCGCGUCUCAGGGGAGCGAGAACGUGAAGCUGUCGACGACGAUGAGGGCCCUCGUGGAGUCGCAGCCGUUCAUCGGCAAGCCGACCGAGCCGAUAAUGCGCAGCUACAAGAUCGAGACUAUGGUCCGGCCGCUCAAGAUCAUCAACACCCCGGACAGCAUGCCUUUGUGGAUCUGGAUCCUCGCGGCGUGCAUCGGUAUUUUGAUUUUGCUCUUGCUCGUCUAUCUGCUGUACAAGUGCGGCUUCUUCAAGAGGAACCGGCCCUCGGCGGCUCCCGAGUGCCAGCCCCUCAACAGAUCUUGAGCGCCCAACGUACAGAUAUCACAUUGUUUUAGACGCGCAAUUUCGCUGAAUAUUUAUUACACGUAUACUUUUAAACGCUGAGACUAGAGCACAAAAAGGCAUUUUCACGUUUUCAUGACUUUUACUACCAUAUAUUUUUUUCUUUUUUUUUUACUUUAUUGGUGAAGAAAAAUGACAGCUCGGAGUAAGUUAGAGUCGAGAUAACGAAGGAAAAAGAAAAAGUAUCCAUGGCGAUUUAUGUCCAUCGAUAUUAAUUAUGUGUCACACUACUGCAAUCAUCUCUAUUAAUUGGUAUAUAUGCGUUCGAUGGAAACUAUAAAUAUACUUUUGUUUCGUUGCGUGAAUAAUUUCGAUUAUCAAUAUUGUUACUCGAAAUGUUGAUUAUAUAUAAAAUAUAAUGAUUCUUUUUAAACAUCGCUUUCAUAACUCAUAUUAAUAUAUCAAGUAGUUUUUAGGGAAUAACUGACUGCGCGAGUGCAAUGAACUAAUUAAUAUUAUAUAUGAUAUACGGAUCUGUUAAAAACAUGAAUUAAUCUCGUCGUUUAUUUUUAAGUCUUCCAAUAAUAAUUUAUUUACAAAUACUCAUAUAUCUAUAUGUAAUAUUUACACUGAACAGGCGUUCAUUUGACUUUUGUUGUCUCCUUAGUUUCACUACUGGCAGAUUACAGAUUUUAUGAAAUAACAUCGUGCCUCCCUGUUUACUGUACAAAACUGAAUUUUGUUAAUUUCGUAAGUCUGACAAGUUACAUAUACUCAUAAUACUUAAUUCUGCAGGUUAUUUUACGAGGAUAGUGUACUGCCAUAUACUUAAGUACUUUGUAUACACGUGAGGCCUAAUAAGCAAACAACAUGUUAAAUUAAUAUACUUUCGUAGUCAACGUAUAACGUACAACUAACGACAAAGAAAACGGCCGAGCAAUUCGAGGGGGCACGUGAGCAUCGGUCCCCUUGAAAGCGAAAUAAAAAAAAAAAAAAUUGCGGCCUGUAAUGGUGCUCGUCAUAUCAGCAAGUGCUCUUACCAAACAUUUCGUGAAUCUCUAUAUAUACAUAAUACUUUGUAAAUUUUUAAUGCAUUAAAGUACUCGAAACUAAACGAAAAAAAA